AUGGAAUUUGAUGAGGAUAACAUCGGCGUCUAUGGAGCUCUCGACAUCUGUGUCAGAUUCCACAACAACAAUUCUUCAUUUGCGGAUGUUGAGUUCAAGAUCGAAAGACAUACGGGCUCUGUCUUGAUCGAGGGACGUCAAGGCGAGCACCCACAGUUUGUCAUUGCUGGGAAAGCAUCCCGCGUGAUCACUGCAACGACAGAGAAUAUUGGCCGCCUGAAGAAGCACAUUCCAUUACUAGAUUUACCGAAGAUAUUUAGCGAUGCGCUACAAUUCAUCAAGGCCAUUGGAAUAUCUUUCAUCUGGAUCGACUCGCUCUGCAUCAUCCAAGACUCGGUGAAGGACUGGGAGUCCGAGUCAAGAACAAUGCUUCAGGUCUACCGACAUGCGGAAUGCUAUCUUGCCGCGGCUGUCUCUGAGGACAGUCACGGUGGGCUGUUCUCGGAGCGAGACUACGCCAUCCUUCCAUCCGGAUGGUUUGAGAUGGAUAACAAUAUACCUCGGUUGAAAGGAACUUGGUGUGCUGUCCCUCACGGCUACUUUAAGGAUGCUUUCGACAAACAGAUUGGAUCAUCUCGGCUGAUGAGUCGGGGCUGGGUUUUUCAAGAGCGUGCAGCUUCGAGGCGUGUAAUUGCCUUCGGUCGAGAUCAGGUUUUUUGGGAUUGCUCUGAGGCCCUGGAGAGCGACGUUCUUCCAGAUCAUCACAUCAACCUUUACCACUACAGAGACGAAAACAAUCACUGGAACUCUGACAACGCCAUGGGGAUGGCCGUCCCCAAGCUCCUCACUCCAGGAGUGCCGAUAUCCUUUUACUCACUGGGAGAUGGGCUUGUGGCGUGGCAAUUCAUCGUGCAGCGGUAUAGUACAUGUGAUUUCACAUUCAAUAAGGACAAACCGGUCGCGAUACUCUGUGUGGCACAAAUGAUGAGUGACGCCCUGAAAGCCCAGCCCACGGCUAUCUCCACGACUUACUGGGCUGGCCUGUGGCUGCAAGACAUGUAUCGGCAGUUAGCAUGGAAGGCUAAUCUCGACUUCGACCCGCAGUUCGAGCAUCUCAAGGUAUCAGCAUUGGCAACCGUGGCUUGGUGCGAUAACGAAACGGCGAAGGACAACUCCUCCUUCUGCAACCUAUCUUCUGAUCUGAAAACAUGGUGCAAUUUGUAUCUUUUGCAUAUCACGGAGCCUCUCGUCGCUGUCUCAUUUGGUGCUGAGAAACUUUACGAGCCCUAUGUUUACCUCGACUACGAAGAUAUCGGAACAGACCGCCUCCACUUCUUGCCACUCACUUAUAAUGACAGAGACCCCUCUGACGGGAACGGGGCAUUUACCGAAAUAAUUGUCCAGCCAGCGGACAAUCAGCCCGGAGUAUACAGACGGUGUGGCAGUGCGGAGCUCUUGCCGUCCGAGCCUGAGGAUACAAGGGUUAUGCCAGCUGGGCUUAGCCCCUUGUGUCAUCUGCUGGGAGAAAGUCCCUCUGUUGUGGAUCAUACAUACGAGGAGCAUGAUCCAGAGAUGGGAUAUCUGAUCCGUAUCAUCUAA
Diaporthe citri is the source of this 1539-nucleotide messenger RNA. RefSeq lists its product as uncharacterized. The coding region runs from base 1 to 1539 and encodes 512 amino acids. The record is from RefSeq and is a predicted model, not a curated record. The transcript has 3 exons. Lineage: Eukaryota; Fungi; Ascomycota; Sordariomycetes; Diaporthales; Diaporthaceae.